Penicillium soppii is the source of this 1617-nucleotide messenger RNA. RefSeq names its product transcriptional regulator family: Centromere protein B DNA-binding region. The coding region runs from base 1 to 1617 and encodes 538 amino acids. Gene Ontology annotation, molecular function: DNA binding. The record is from RefSeq and is a predicted model, not a curated record. The transcript has a single exon. Lineage: Eukaryota; Fungi; Ascomycota; Eurotiomycetes; Eurotiales; Aspergillaceae. Gene Ontology annotation, cellular component: nucleus.
AUGUCUGAUCAAGCGACCAAGGCCCCAUCUGAUAUAACUCCCCCAAGACAGCAGCGCGCAGCAAUAACACAAACCCAAAAACAAGCCCUGCGAGCAUGGGCAAUGAAUCAAAUCCCCGCUCCCAGGGGCUCCCAGUGCAUCGAGUGGUUCCAGAGGGCAUAUGGCCGGAGGUUAUCCCAAUCAAGCGUGUCAGAUAUUCUGUCUGAAAAGUUCGCCUAUUUGGAUUCUGCUCCGGCAUCAGCUGCCAGACGCCGUCAGAAAGCACCACGGUGGCCACGACUCGAAACAAAGCUCAUCGAGUGGUUCGAUUCAAAUCCAAAUGGCAUACAACCACCAACCGGCGAGGCCAUUGUUACAAAAGCGCGCGAACUCUGGAAUGAGAUUCCCGAAUACCAAACGAUGCCAUCUCCGCUAUUCAGCCAAGGAUGGCUGGACAGAUUGAAGAGACGAUUGCGUGAUCGCGAUGCUGAAGCUACAGGCGCACGUGUUGUACUACCUAACUCGUCUCGUCGCGUUGAGACUCCCCAGAGCAUCGACCAGGCACGCAGGCACACAAAAGUCCUACGGACGAUGUGCGGCGAAUUUGACGAAGAUGAUAUCUAUAACGUGGAUGAGGCAGGGCUCUGUUGGCGAAAGCCUCCGUUUUUGCCAUCACCUACUCAGAGUGUAGACUCGAUGGACAAAGAAAACUCUCGCAUCUGUCUUAUUCUUUGUACCAACGCCACUGGAUCAGACCGGCUGCCACUUUGGAUCAUUGGCCACUCACAAAUGCCCCAGGCGCUGCGCAACGUAAACCGCGACGCAAUGGCAUUCAAAUGGCUAUACAACGUUCAAGCCUGGCUGACGCAAUCUAUAAUGCAACAGUGGUUGCUAUCGUUCUACAAACAUGUUGGCGAUCGAAGAGUGUUGUUACUACUGGAUAACCUCCCUGAUCAUCACGCGGCAGUGCGAUUGACACCGCCGCCAUCGAAUGUCCAUAUCCAUCAUUUACCCAUCUCAAAGACCUCAUCUGAUGAUGAGCAGCCGCUUACUUUGGGAAUUACCCAAAACCUGAAGCAACACUAUCGACAAGAGUGGCUGUCUUUCAUGGUUAGAUGCAAGGAGUCAUCUACCGACUCAGUGCACAUGAUGAGUCUUUUCCACGCUGUGUCUUGGAUCACUCGCAUUUGGCGCCACGACAUAACGCAUGGGACUGUCUACAAAGCCUUUCGGAAGAGUGCACUCAUAGACCGACAAAUAGCAUUUUCAGUGCCUUCAAAAGCACCCAACCUGACCAGUCUCUACCAAACUGUCACUCGGGACAAUCCAGAAAAUCGACAUGUCAUUCAUUUGGAGGGAUUUAUCAAUCCCGUCGAUGAGGACCUGUAUUGCGGGGCAGGAGUCGAGGGGUUGGAUGGAAAUGAUGACGCUAUGGAGCUGAUGGUGAACGGAUUGGACGAUGCAUUUGUGCCAACGCCUAUUGAUCAGUUCGUUCCCACGUCAGCUGACGCGGUCGUCCGACUCCAGUCUGCCAUUCGAUAUUUGGUGCAUCAGCCCUGGGCUACUGCGAAGGAUGUUGAAGCACUUGAGAGGACAGAGAGAAUGAUGAACCGUAUCAGUGCCGAUGAACGACGAUAA